Dentiscutata erythropus is the source of this 409-nucleotide messenger RNA. Lineage: Eukaryota; Fungi; Glomeromycota; Glomeromycetes; Diversisporales; Gigasporaceae. The record is from the annotation of a GenBank genome assembly.
GGCUCUUUAACUGAAUAUAAACAAGCCAUUCGUAAAGCAAAAUUUGAUAAUGACAUUGAUGCUGAAAUGGAAUUUGUAAAGAUGUUCUUUGGUGGUUGUAAUGGAGAAAUUUAUUUAGAAGCAAGUGCCAAUCAAAGAUUAAUAAGGCGCAAAUUAAAACCUGAUGAUGACAAACCUUUAGGUAUGAAGGUGGAUGGCAUAUUUCAUACUCCGGGAGAUAAAGGAAUUGAAAUUGGGAUGAUCGAGAUAUCAGGUGGUUAUUUAAAUUCGGAUACGCCCCGAUAUAUAAAAGAUCACGUUAAAGGUUAUUGGGGAUGUCGCGAUAUUCUCAAUGAUACUGUGAAAAAAUAUAAUCGUGGAGAUUAUAAAAUUUUAAGAAAUUUACGUACAUGGUUCUUUCAUGUACAUG